AUGCUCACGAAUCAUCAUCGGAAUUACAAAAAAAGGCUUGUCUCUUUGAUAUUGACGAAUGGUGUACUAUUAGUUGUGAAUUUACUCUUUCUGAUUUAUCCUGUCUGGUAUUUUGUGGAUUUCAUUUCAUCCAAAAUUACAAUUUCUCAUUCCAUUCUCUCUCAUGGGCAAAAAAUUAGAGAUUUGGAAUACAAGCCACCCACACCAUUACCAUCCAAGUUAGGUCCAUAUAUUAAGAUUCCAGACCCUUAUAGAAAUCAUUUUCAAAAUGUGAACGUAACGUUACCUUGUGAAUCAUCCAUGAUACUUCUUUCAUUUAGUGCUAAUGCUUCGAUUGACGUUUUAGUGUUCAGACAUGUUGAAAUGUUUGAAGCAUACAUGAAUUUGUCAAGUCCAAGUCAUUUACAUUAUUUAAAUGAAACAACACUCUCCCUGUUAAGAGAAUAUCCAUUAGACAGGAGUACAAUAAUGAUAUCUGAUAACUCAUUUGCAAGCAGAUUCUUUUCAACCAAAAUUUAUGACAGUAACACCUCUGUGGUCGACAGUCAUGAAUUAUGCAAAAAUGGAACAUUUGAAAUUUAUCUCGUAUUUAGAAAAUUAAUAACUCAACAAGAAUAUAUAUCUAUUGACUUUUGGUAUUGGUUAGAGUAUCAAGAUAAUAGAGGAUUUUUUAAAUUCAAUGUAGCAAUUUUAUUCGUGCUCUUCAUGAUGCUCUUUAACACAAUUUAUUUACUUAAUGCUAAAUCAUUGUUAAGGUUAUUACCGGCGUUAUCUGGAGGAGACGCUCAUAGUACGUUCUCUGAAAGAUUGAAAAACUUUUUGUCACUUGAUACAUGCUUGUGUUAUGAUUGGUGUUUACCAUCUCGACCAAGAAACCGUGGUCGAAUACACGCCCUCGCUUCCGGAGGUAGAUUCAUGAGCGAAGAGGAUACUCUCAAUGAACACCUUUCACCACCAAGAGCAGAGUCCAUUUCCUUCCACGAGUUAGCUUUCACUUCCUUCACAGGUAAGGAAAUUUUACAUCCUAUCAGUGGUGAAAUAGCUGCUGGUCGUCUUACUGCGAUUGUGGGAAAGAGUGGUAGUAGCAAAUCAACCUUUAUCAACACUCUCUGUCGAAGAGCGAGUCAUGGGCUACAGAGUGGAAAAGUAUUUGUUUCCGAUAAGGAAAUUACUCGAGAGACUUGUCAAAUGAUUGGUUUUGUCCCUCAGGAUGAUAUUAUUGCGAGUGACAUUACUGUGAGAGAAGCUCUAGAGUUUAGUUUACGCUAUCGAAAAAGAAGACAAUUUUCUUCACAGCACAUAAUUGACACGCUUGGAAAGUUAGGUCUGCUUCAUGUACAACAUUCUCUUGUUUCUGAAAUUAGCGGUGGUGAAAGAAGAAGAACAUCGAUUGGCAUUGAGAUAGUCAAUGAUACUCCCAUACUCAUAUUGGAUGAACCAACGUCAGGAUUAGAUUCUGAGACUGCAUUGAGUCUUGCCCUUACUCUUCGAUCCCUCGCCGAAGACAACCACUUGACCAUUAUUUGCGUGAUCCAUCAACCCUCAGCUGAAGUAUUUCAACAAUUUCAUAACAUGUUACUCUUUUCCGAAGGACAGUUGUUACUACAUGCUUCAGUGAAUGAUGUCAUUGAGACACUGAAAGAGAAAAUCCCCGUGAAUGAAAUUCGAUUAAACCCAGCAGACGAAAUUUUACGAACCUUAAUUGAUCCAAUUAAUGGAACUCCCAUCCUCAGGGCUAUUCAGAAAAAACAAGAAGAAGAGAAAAGUACUACUAGUGUUGAAUUGGUAGGCAGUAGCAACAACAGUUCUGAAUCCUCUCAGGACUGUACAUCUAAUUACAUUUCUGGUGACUUCUCAACUGCUCCUUUUUGGGCUCACUUUGUUGCAUGUAUGGAUCGUUCUUUGCGACAGUUUUUUAGAAAUUGGAGAUUACUAAUUGUCGAUAUUCUUAUUUGUGUUGGUAUUGGAGCAUUGAUUGGCUCAAUUUUUAACAAGCUAGAAUUUAAAGGUUCAGUGAGUGAGGAAGUUUUCAAACAAUGUCCAUUAAUUCUCAGACCGUUUUCAAUGCUUCCCAUGUCCGAUAAGAUUGCAGCAUUUGUUACUUUUGUGGAAUUAGCACUUGCCAUGAUUGCCAUUAUGCGAGCAUUGAGAGUAUUUGGACAUGAUAUGGAAAACUUUAAACGAGAGUCUUUUUCAGGACUUAAUUCAUGGAUGUUCUUUGCAUCUAAGGAUUUGAUAAGCUUAAUACCGAUCGUACUCAUUUCCUUGUCAUUCACGGCUGGAUUAUUUAUUUCUCAUCCCCAAGCAAGUUUUGGAAUUUAUUAUCUCAUUUCAAUAUUGACCAUUUUAGCAUCCUUCCCAAUAGGAUACAUGAUAUCAUUCUUUUUCUCUCCUCAUACUGCUCAAUUAGCAGCAACGAUGGUAGUACUGUUGUUGUACUCAAUUUCAGGAAAUCAACCCACUCUUCCUGAGGUUGAACAAUUACCCUUUCCAUUUUCUUAUUUUCACAUUUUCACCUAUUUAAGAUUUGUUAAGGGAUUGUUGUAUAUGGUUGAAAUUGAAACGAGAAGUCAAACAGAACGUAUUGAUUCUGCCUUGUUUAUCAACGGAUACGAGAUUGAGUCUGUUGGUUAUUAUUGGUAUGCCAUGAUAUUUUGGUGCGUUCUAUUUCGAGUUUUUGCUGUGUUUUUAAUGUGGCAAUUACAGCCUCACUCAUUAUUGAAUCGAUCUAUCAUGUUGUUCAAGGCAGUCGGAGGAAAGAUGGUUCAAAAAGUUAAGAGUGCAACUGCUGAAAUGAGAGAUGACAUCAUGUCAUCAUCCACCGCAAGUGAUAGAAGAGUAUAA
This is a messenger RNA of Naegleria lovaniensis, 2844 nucleotides long. RefSeq lists its product as uncharacterized. The record is from RefSeq and is a predicted model, not a curated record. The transcript is spliced from 2 exons. Gene Ontology annotation, molecular function: ABC-type transporter activity; ATP hydrolysis activity; ATP binding. Bases 1 to 2844 code for a protein of 947 amino acids. NCBI's taxonomy places the organism in Eukaryota, Heterolobosea, Eutetramitea, Acrasida, Naegleriidae.